Molecule: messenger RNA, 1566 nt
Organism: Thyridium curvatum
Lineage: Eukaryota; Fungi; Ascomycota; Sordariomycetes; Thyridiales; Thyridiaceae
Exons: 8
Coding region: 1-1566 (521 amino acids)
Molecular function (GO): oxidoreductase activity; copper ion binding
Source: RefSeq, a predicted model, not a curated record
AUGGGAGAGCCUCCCAGGAGGAUCGUGUCUUUGAUUGGCGCUGUCUUGCUAUUGGCUGCCGUCCUUCUCACGCUGCACAACGUCUACUACACCUCACCGGCGCGACCUUGGCCCGAUGUCUUCCUCCGCCCCGACGUCGGAGGUCAUCUUUCGGAUACUGGGCGGGGGCGGCUAGGGAUAACCGAAGAGCAACUCUGGGAAGACCGGAACGGGCUACGCACCAUCUUGUCUCCGGAACACCACAUACAUCGCGAGGCAUCUACCAUCAGGCUCAGGUGGAAUAUCACAAUAGCUGACCUCGCCCCGGAUGGCGUCAGGAAGCAGGUCUAUCUCAUCAAUGGGCAGUUCCCGGGGCCGACUAUCGAAGCCCGGUCAGGUGACGAGCUUGAGAUAGAGGUCAUAAACUCCGCAGAUAAUGAUGAGGGCAUAUCUAUUCAUUGGCACGGCUUAUCUAUCAAAGGUGCUAAUGAAAUGGACGGAGUUAUUGGCCUGACCCAGUGUGAGAUCAGUAAAGGUCAAACAUUUGUCUACAAGUUUCGCAUCCAGGAGACUGAGUCUGGAACCUUUUGGUACCAUGCGCAUUCAAGUGUGCACCUUGCGGAUGGACUGUAUGGUGGCAUCGUUGUACACAGACCCGUGGGCUCUUCAGGCUCCCAUAAGCGCAUCCAGCAAGACUAUGAUGCCGAUCAACUCCUCCUUAUCGGGGACUGGUACCAUAGAAAGGCGCAGUCGGUGCUGGACUGGUAUGAAGAUACUCAACAUUUCGGGUUUGAGCCAGCACCAGAUUCUAUUCUGAUAAAUGGAAGAGGCCAUUUUAACUGCUCAAUGGCUGUUAAGGCUUUUCCGGUCGAAUGUGGUAUUGUCGACAGACCGCAGCUGAAAUUGUAUGGCACAAGGACUAGGCUACGAAUCAUCAAUACCGGAGCCCUCGCUGGGUACAAUAUUGCUGUCCCUGGUGCGAGACUGGAUCUUAUCGAGAUCGAUGGUGGGAACACUGUCGUAGACUCAACGCCAUCCGAGUCACUAGGUGUGCUCUAUCCUGGCGAGAGAAUGGAUAUCAUUGCGCAACAGCAGCCGCAAGCAACCACUGAAGGCACAUUUAUUGUUGCCCUUGACAGAGAAAAUCUGAAAUUCAAGAACUUUGCUCUUACGCCAACCCAGACUUUCUCGCUCACUUGGGACUCAGCCACCGGCAGCACUUCCCCGAACUAUAAUAGCGAUGCAUCGAGCGUCGCUAAACACAUCAACCUAGCAGACGCCCAUGGCUCUGUACCAUCAGAAAUGCCACUCGCGACAACAGACGUUGCAGUAUUCUACACCAGACUAGAGAUACUGGCUUUUCACGAAAACGCACCUUUGGGAGUGGUGAACCACUCUUCCUGGUUCGUCGAAGACGCAAACGCCGCCCCGUUGCUGGGAAAAGAUCGACAUGAGUGGGCAACCACAAUUACUCCGCCAGCUGUGUUUGGUGACCUCGAGAUGCAGAGAGAUGUGCCUUGGUAUCGGCAAUCCGGACCUGACCGGUGGAUGGACAUUGUAGUCAACAACCUUGACGAGAAAGAUUAG